Austrofundulus limnaeus is the source of this 958-nucleotide messenger RNA. RefSeq names its product fibroblast growth factor-binding protein 2. The coding region runs from base 58 to 729 and encodes 223 amino acids. The record is from RefSeq and is a predicted model, not a curated record. Gene Ontology annotation, molecular function: growth factor binding. Gene Ontology annotation, biological process: cell-cell signaling. The transcript has 2 exons. Lineage: Eukaryota; Metazoa; Chordata; Actinopteri; Cyprinodontiformes; Rivulidae.
CACAUUCGAACAUUUUGGAGCAAACAGAGAAGUAGCCUCAGAAGUCCGCACUUCACCAUGARAGCCAGGGUGAGGGUCUUGGUGCUGCUCUUGGCAGCAAACGUUUGCRUGUCAAACGCUCAAGACGACGGCAAGCAGCAGCAACGCAGCGUUUGGGAUGAGCCCAUCAGAUUCAGCACCAAGGACAAGGAGUCAUGCACCAUGGCGGUGUCAGCAGCGGGAAACUACACCCGGCUGCGUGUCUCCUGCAGGAGACCGGGCCAGACCACAGGCCGGUCCCACUACUGCGACUUCCAGGGCAAACCGAGCCUGUGCCGCGCCUACAACGCCAACCCUCGCCACUACUUCACCCAGAUGAUGUGGGAGCUGAGGAAGCUGAAGAGCGCCUGCCAGGGAGCUAAAAUCUACCGCCCCCAGAUGUGCAAGAAAUACCCAGACGAGGCCCAAAUGACCUUCCUCACCUCUUGGCCGAAGCCCCCCAAGGAGGAGCGCAAACCGUCGGUGCAAGCCCAGCCCAAGCCUGUCGCCACCGCCAAACCUGUGAAGCCUCACAUGAAGCCACAGCCAGGCAAGGUCCCACAGGGCAGAAAGCCCACCCCCAAGCCUGGGAAGACCACUACACAUGCAACGGAAGAGCCCGAGUCCACUGCCUCCCGCCUCGCCACCGAGUACUGCUGGAAGAGCUUCCACGGCGUCUGCAGCUACCUCAUCAACUGGUUCCAGGACUGAGAAGAUGCUGCAGAGACUCAGGUUGGAAUCACAAGGAGUCAACCCAGCCUUUGAACUCUUUGGAAAGAGCUCAUCAAUCAAAAAAGAACCCAUCUCCCCACAAGAUGUGGCAUGUCGAAAAUAAAAUAUAUGCGUUUGUAUAAGAUUCAACAGUAACUCCAUGUGUUAUGUAAGUGUUUUUACAGCAUGUAUCCUCAAAGAGAGAAUAAAAUCGGAGGGGCGAGCUCAA